GCUUUGGAAGAACAUGAAUCCAGAUUUGCGAAACUGGAGCAGAACGAUAAAGAUGCUGCUGUUGAAAAUGCUGAGCUUAAGGCUAGAGUUGCGAAAUUAGAACAGAGGCAAUCGAAAACCGAUGAAAAGAACAACUUUAUUAUUAAAUCAGAUGAUGAUGCCAAA
This is a messenger RNA of Acaulospora colombiana, 165 nucleotides long. Lineage: Eukaryota; Fungi; Glomeromycota; Glomeromycetes; Diversisporales; Acaulosporaceae. The record is from the annotation of a GenBank genome assembly.